CACUUUCUGGUCAUUCCUAAGAAGCCCAUUCCUCGGAUUAGCCAGGCUGAAGAAGAAGACCAACAGCUUCUAGGACACCUUCUCCUUGUGGCCAAGAAGACAGCAAAGGCUGAGGGGCUGGGAGAUGGAUACCGACUUGCCCUUUACCUGUCUUCAACACAAAGAACCACCUUAGAAAGCCUCCAAAAGUCCUUAGGUGUGGAGGGCGAGGCCUUAGGCCGGUGGAAUCUUAAAAGCCAGACUGAGGCGUAAUCGAGUACCAGUACGGACGGACAGAAAGCGAACUUCCCAGACCGCAGCAGGCUUAAAACUUCCGCUCCGCAGCGCACUUGCCUCCACCCCCACCCUCCGCGUCCGCCCAGCUCUAGUUCUGCGCAGUCUCCUGGAAUGAUUUGCUGUCUCUAUGGCAACCCGGUAGCUGGCGUCUGAGGAUGGAGACCAGUGAGUCUACCAAGCUAUUGCGGCCACGAUCUUUAAACGUACAGCCCUGCUCCGAAGAACUAGGAUCCACUUCGGAUCCCAUUCCUGCUUUGGAUGGCCGUCAUAGGUCGGCCCUGGCAGCCACUGCAGCCAGUGCAGCCGCCUCUACUGCCAAAGCAUUAUCUACACAGACCUCAGCGCCCUACUCCGGUCGGAGCCUUCUCAUGGAGCCCUCCUCUGACAGUCUUGGGGAGCGCCACUCUGGAUCCAGAUUUACCCACAAGACAGGCCAUAGGAGGGUUGGCUUUGAGCCAGCCUACGUUUCCCAUGUUACUUGGAAUCCCGACACUGCAAAUGACCUUCGCUCUAGCCAUGGCCCUGUUCCUGGCUCCAGCUCUGGCCCUGUUCCUGGCUCCAGCUCUAGCCCCAGUCCUGACUCCAGUUGUGAUCCUGGCAGUGGCUCUGGCCCUGGUGGUGAUUCUGGUCCUGGUCCUGGUCCUGGUCCUGGUCCUGCCUCUGCCUCUGAUUCUAGGCGUAGUCCAGGCUAUGGUCAUGCCCCUGGGUUCAGUUCCUCUGCUCCGCCAGGCUUCAGAAGCCCCAGGGCACAUCUGGUCCCUAAUUAUGCCUCCUGGAGUUACCACAGCCACCGGGAGCCUCGGAAGCAACCCUGGAAAUGUUUGCAAGUCUCAGAACCUGGUGCCCGAGGGCUAUGGAAGCCCCCUGAGGUUGAAGGGACUAGUAAAGUUCUCAAUGAAACACUGCCACGGGGCCAGUGCCUUCUCUACAACUGGGAGGAGGAGAGAGCCACCAACCACCUGGAUCAAGUCCCAAGCAUGCAGGAUGGUGAGAGUUUCUUUUUCCGACAUGGACACCAGGGGCUGCUGACCUUGCAGCCACAGUCACCCAUGUCCUCCAGCACCACCCAGAAAGACUCAUACCAGCCUCUAGGAAACCACUAUCAGCCAGUUCGAGGGAAGCGUGAAGCCAUGCUGGAGAUGCUCUUGCGACACCAGAUCUGUAAAGAGGUGCAGGCAGAGCAGGAACCCACAAGGAAGGACACUGAGGUCGAGUCUGUGACACACCAUGACUACAGGAAGGAGCUGGAGCAAGCAGGGCCUCCUGCCCCAACAAAGCCUCAUGACUACCGUAAGGAGCAGCCCGAAACCUUCUGGAUACAGAGGGCACCACAGCUACCGGGUGUCAGUAACAUCAGGACACUGUACACGCCAUUCCGGAAGAACUGCAGCUUCUCAACACCAGUGCCUUUGUCUCUAGGGCAGCCUUUGCCCUAUGAACCUUUGCCCUAUGAAUUAUUCCUACCAAUUGGGAGAAAUAUCUUCCCUUGCCUGUCAGGGAAGAGGGCAAUGUAGUGGAGUGGGUGGAACUACUCCUAUCUAAGGGUUGAGGGAAGUCCAUGUGGAAUCUCUAUCUGUACUGGAGAGGUGGGGAGGAAGUGAAUUCUGUCUGUACAUGGUGAAGGAGCUUUACAUAAAAAGGAUUCUCUCAUCCU
This is a messenger RNA of Vicugna pacos (alpaca), 1930 nucleotides long. It is a transcript of the gene SPAG8, whose product is annotated as sperm associated antigen 8. Gene Ontology annotation, biological process: positive regulation of transcription by RNA polymerase II. NCBI's taxonomy places the organism in Eukaryota, Metazoa, Chordata, Mammalia, Artiodactyla, Camelidae. Gene Ontology annotation, molecular function: microtubule binding. Gene Ontology annotation, cellular component: nucleus; cytoplasm. The record is from RefSeq and is a predicted model, not a curated record.